AUGGCCAAGCAUCACAUUGAUUCAGGUGCUGAUAUAUCAGUUUCUUGUCUUCCCGUAGAUAACAGUCGUGCCUCGGAUUUUGGGUUGGUGAAGAUUGAUGAAACAGGAAGGAUCAGGCAGUUUCUAGAGAAACCCAAGGGUGAAAGUUUGAGAUCUAUGCAAGUAGACACCACUAUUCUAGGACUAUCAGCUCAAGAAGCAAAGAAUACCCCAUACAUUGCAUCAAUGGGUGUAUAUCUGUUCAAGACAGAAGUUCUAUUGAAGCUUCUGAGGUGGCAUUAUCCAGAGGCCAAUGAUUUUGGGUCAGAAGUAAUUCCGAUGGCUGCAAAAGAUUUUAAUGUUCAGGCGUAUCUAUACAAUGGCUACUGGGAAGAUAUCGGGACUAUUAAAUCCUUCUUUGAUGCAAAUUUAUCCUUGACUGAUCAGCCUCCCAAGUUCCAAUUCUUUGAUCCAUCCAAACCAAUUUUCACAUCUCCUCGUUUUCUACCUCCAACAAAAAUAGAGAAAUGCCAGGUUAAAGAUUCUAUAGUUUCGCAUGGGUGCUUUUUGAGGGAGUGCAGUGUGGAACAUUCCAUUGUGGGGAUUCGUUCAAGACUGGAGUAUGGUGUGGAGCUAAAGGAUACCAUGAUGAUGGGUGCUGACUAUUACCAAACUGAGGUGGAAAUAGCAGCUCUUUUGGCACAAGGCAAAGUUCCAGUUGGCAUUGGAAGAGAUACCAAAAUUACGAAUUGUAUAAUUGACAAGAAUGCAAGAAUUGGAAAGAAUGUGAUAAUUGCAAACAAGGAUAAGGUGGAAGAGGCAGAGAGACCAUCUGAAGGAUUCUACAUUCGAUCUGGAAUUACAGUAGUAUUGAAAAAUUCAACAAUAAAAGAUGGGACGAUCAUUUAAGAUAAUUGAACAAAGAUAUGGCAAUGAGGAACAUCAGGGGUGCAUAGAUAUGUAUAUAUCACCACUUCAUUCUGUGGAGG
Pistacia vera is the source of this 968-nucleotide messenger RNA. RefSeq names its product glucose-1-phosphate adenylyltransferase large subunit 2, chloroplastic/amyloplastic-like. Gene Ontology annotation, biological process: glycogen biosynthetic process. The record is from RefSeq and is a predicted model, not a curated record. The transcript is spliced from 11 exons. Gene Ontology annotation, molecular function: glucose-1-phosphate adenylyltransferase activity. NCBI's taxonomy places the organism in Eukaryota, Viridiplantae, Streptophyta, Magnoliopsida, Sapindales, Anacardiaceae. Bases 1 to 888 code for a protein of 295 amino acids.